Neogale vison (American mink) is the source of this 2522-nucleotide messenger RNA. RefSeq names its product Rho guanine nucleotide exchange factor 38 (gene ARHGEF38). Gene Ontology annotation, cellular component: cytoplasm. The record is from RefSeq and is a predicted model, not a curated record. The transcript is spliced from 14 exons. NCBI's taxonomy places the organism in Eukaryota, Metazoa, Chordata, Mammalia, Carnivora, Mustelidae. Bases 119 to 2452 code for a protein of 777 amino acids. Gene Ontology annotation, molecular function: protein binding; guanyl-nucleotide exchange factor activity.
GCCGUUUAGAAAGAAGGGGGCAGUUAAACUCGUUACUCUGGUGGCUUCAACUCUGACUCCAAGACACUGCAACAAACAGCCAUUGCCUACAAGUCUCCAGAGCUUGUCUUUGCCUCAGAUGGAGCCCAAAGAAGCCACUGGGAAAGAGAACAUGGGCACCAAGAAGAAGAAUCUGACCUUCUUAAGGCCCAGGCUCUAUAUGCUGGAGAGAAGGAAGACUGACACAGUGGUUGACAGCAGUGUUUCUGGGGACCACUCUGGUACCUUGAGGAGGAGCCAGUCUGACAGGACGGAAUACAACCAGAAACUUCAAGAAAAGAUGACUCCCCAGGCCGGGGCUUCUGCCACUGAGACCCUAACUCCGGAGGAGCACCAGGUGCAGAGAAUGAUGGCAAAGCGUUCGAAAAUCAUUAAGGAGCUGAUACAGACGGAAAAAGACUACCUCAAUGAUCUCGAGUUGUGCAUUAGGGAAGUGGUUCAGCCCUUGAGAAAUAAACAGAUUGAUCGGCUGGACGUGGAUAGCUUGUUUAGCAACAUUGAAUCAGUGCAUCAGAUAUCAGCCAAACUGCUGUCAUUGCUGGAAGAGGCCACAACAGACGUGGAACCAGCCAUGCAAGUAAUCGGAGAAGUAUUCUUGCAGAUUAAAGGACCACUGGAAGAGAUUUAUAAAAUCUACUGCUACCACCAUGAUGAGGCGCACAGCAUACUGGAAUCCUAUGAAAAGGAAGAAGAGCUGAAGCAACAUUUGAGCCACUGUAUCCAGUCCUUAAAGAAAAUAUACAUGCAAGAAGGCAAACCAAACUUACUGGACAUGGGCUCUUUGAUGAUCAAACCAAUCCAGCGUGUAAUGAAAUACCCCCUCUUGCUGUGUGAACUUCGAGGCUCCACUCCACCCUCCCACCCAGACUUCAGGGCACUGGGAGAUGCCUUCACUGCAGUGAAAGACAUUAAUGUGAACAUCAAUGAACUUAAAAGACGGAAAGAUUUAGUUCUAAAAUACAAGAGGAAUGAUGAGGAUGAAUCACUUAAAGAUAAAUUGUCUAAACUAAACAUUCAUUCAAUUAGCAAGAAAUCAAAAAGAGUGACAAAUCACCUAAAGAUUCUGACCAGAGGAGAGCCACAGGUGAAAGACAAUACCUUCAAUAGAGAAGAAAAGCUGUUCAGAUGUUUAGAAAAGACGGUGAGACACUGUAUGAAGAACAUUACACUCUGUCAUCAACAUAUCCAGGAUGCCAUGCCCUUAGCGCUGCAGAGUGUGAUGGCGCUGCAGGAGAUCUCAUGCAACAAAGAUAAGGAGGAGAGGAGCCAUUCGGAGACCCCAAGUAAUGCCCCCAAUCCCUGCAGUGACUUUGCAGCCCAUUUACAGAGGCUUGUCCUGAUGCCCCUGUCGGCCCUGCUGUCCUUAUUCACGGGGCCGCAGAAGCUCAUCCAGAAACGCUAUGACAAACUGCUGGACUGCAACAGCUCCCUGCCACGGGUAGCCGGAGAUGAGACAGACUUGGCCAAAAAGGAGUACGAGGCCCUCAAUGCCCAGCUCGUGGAGGAGCUCCAGGUGUUCAACCAGGCUGCUCGAAAGAUCCUGUGGAACUGUCUGUGCAGUUUCAUGGCUCUCCUCAGAGACCUGACCUUCGCGGCUCAGCAGGUUUAUUCCACCGUGGCGCCGGUACCACAGUUGGACUCAAGAAUCUCUGAAAUUCAGAAUCAAGUGCUAGAAGAGGUUCAAAAUCUUAAUUUUGUGAAGGACAACAGUGCCACUUUUAUUGAGAGGAAACUUAGUUUUGAAAAGAAGAAGUCUGUGCAAAUUCUGCCAGAAGUGCCCCGUCAAACUGACAUUCACCGCUCCAAACUACUAUCCACAUACAGUAAAGAAGAACUCUACCAAGCGAAACGCAAGUGUAACGCUACCCAAGAAUAUGACAUCAAUCUUCUGGAAGGGGAGUUGGUGGCUGUGGUGGAACAGAAGGAUCCACUGGGGAGUACAAGCAGGUGGCUUGUUGAUACAGGAAUUAUAAAAGGAUAUGUGUAUUCCUCCUUCUUAAAACGCUACAAUCCAGCGAAAGUACAGAAGGUGGACACUGAGAACAGGUUUGGUGAUGACGAUUUUGAUAACCUCAGCCUCUUCGUGUCCUCGCGGCCAGCUACUGACAGUGUCACAGGCACCCCAGAAAGUAGCAUAAGUGAUAGUAGCUCAUCUCUUAGUGGUACAUGUGGGAAGUUUGAAACAAAUGGCACGGAUGUUGACAGUUCUCAAGAGGUAGAGGAACAGAUUUUCUAUGCAGUUCAUGCCUUUCAAGCACGAAGUGACCAUGAACUCAGCCUUCAGGAAUAUCAAAGAGUACACAUCCUUAGAUUUUGUGACCUAAGUGGCAAUAAAGAGUGGUGGUUAGCUGAAGCUCAGGGGCGGAAAGGAUAUGUGCCAGCUAACUACCUUGGGAAGAUGACUUAUGCUUAAGAAAAGAAGCCUCAAGUUAUGGACUACCUCAUAAAACUUACAUUAUAAAAUGUUGGUCUAGAAGUUAAGA